Molecule: messenger RNA, 396 nt
Organism: Opisthorchis viverrini
Lineage: Eukaryota; Metazoa; Platyhelminthes; Trematoda; Opisthorchiida; Opisthorchiidae
Exons: 3
Coding region: 1-396 (131 amino acids)
Source: RefSeq, a predicted model, not a curated record
AUGAAAACUCAGAUGCUUCCAGCAUACGCUGGUGGGGUAGUAGCAGCACACUCACCCCGCAUGUCAAAUUUCGAACUCCCGCAUGAACAAGGAGAUGCACUGCUGAUGAGCUCUAAUAAGAGCGAAGCUCGAGUCCAAUGCUCCCCCCUUUGGUGUGUACGAACCAUGAUCCACACCAAGAUGGCAUGGAACGGUUCGGACAGCGUGUAUGCGCUGCUGAUGCGGAUUCACAAACCAAGACACAAGGAACUGCGUGAAGUCGGAUCGACAAAGGUCACAAGCCGGAACCCAGAGAGGUCAACGACAGAGGUCACUAAAGUAUCGAUCAGAGCACGACGGCAGAAGAAGCCAAGCUCACACUUCACGUGGUCAUCGAUCAAUCACGACACAGGAUAA